Molecule: messenger RNA, 1020 nt
Organism: Pipistrellus kuhlii (Kuhl's pipistrelle)
Lineage: Eukaryota; Metazoa; Chordata; Mammalia; Chiroptera; Vespertilionidae
Product: olfactory receptor 1J4-like
Exons: 1
Coding region: 43-1020 (325 amino acids)
Biological process (GO): G protein-coupled receptor signaling pathway
Cellular component (GO): membrane
Molecular function (GO): olfactory receptor activity; G protein-coupled receptor activity
Source: RefSeq, a predicted model, not a curated record
GAUUCCCAACCCUUCUUCAUCCCCAGCAGACAGAAGAGCAGCAUGAGGCCUGAGAACCAGAGCAGCGUGUCCCAGUUCCUCCUCCUGGGGCUCCCCAUCCCACCAGGGCAGCAGGGCGUGUUCUUCACCCUGUUCCUGGGCAUGUACCUGACCACGGUGCUGGGCAACCUGCUCAUCAUCCUGCUCAUCAGGCUGGACUCCCGCCUGCACACGCCCAUGUACUUCUUCCUCAGCCACCUGGCCUUCUCUGACAUUUCUCUUUCCUCUGUCAUUGUCCCAAAUAUGCUCAUGAACAUGCAGACUCAGCAACACUCCAUUUCCUAUGAGGGAUGCAUUUCUCAAAUGUAUUUUUUCAUAUUUUUUAUUGGUCUUGACAACUUUCUUCUGGCUGUGAUGGCAUAUGACAGGUACGUGGCCAUCUGUCAUCCCCUGCACUACACCAGCAUCAUGAGGGAGGGGCUCUGUGUGCUUCUGGUGGCUGGCUGCUGGAUUCUAUCCUGUGCCCAUGAUUUGUUGCACACUCUUCUAUUGGUCCGACUGUCCUUCUGUGCCAAUAAUAUCAUCACCCACUUCUUCUGUGACCUCCUUGCACUCCUGAAGCUAAGCUGCUCAGACAUCUCCCUCAAUGAGCUGAUCCUACUCACUGAAGCUGGAAUUAUUUUCUUCCUUCCUUUUGGUGUAAUUUUGGGCUCUUAUAUCCGUAUCGGCACCAUCAUCCUGAGGGUGCCCUCCACCAAGAGACUCUUUAAAGCCUUGUCUACCUGUGGCUCCCAUCUCUCUGUGGUGCUGUUAUAUUAUGGGACAGCUGCAGGUGUUUACUUUUUCUCCUCUUCCUCUGGUUCUAAAGACAUAAUUGCUUCGGUAAUGUAUACGGUAGUUACCCCCAUGCUGAACCCCUUCAUCUACAGCCUGAGGAACAGAGAUAUGAAACAGGCCUUAGAGAUGUGUGUCAAUAGGGUUAACGUUUUUAACUGGAAAUCGCUAAAUUCUCAUGUUGCUGUCAGGAGCACAGUGAGAUAG